Alternaria rosae is the source of this 913-nucleotide messenger RNA. RefSeq names its product histone acetyltransferase subunit NuA4-domain-containing protein. Gene Ontology annotation, cellular component: NuA4 histone acetyltransferase complex. The transcript is spliced from 3 exons. Lineage: Eukaryota; Fungi; Ascomycota; Dothideomycetes; Pleosporales; Pleosporaceae. The coding region runs from base 183 to 716 and encodes 177 amino acids. The record is from RefSeq and is a predicted model, not a curated record.
GUUGCUUGAGAUCUAGAAGUUGCGUUUGCUAAAGAGGCCCGAGCUCAGCAACGCUAGCCUCCGCGUUCACCCAAGGGAAACCGCGACCGUUUACUUGGGAUCUACCGGACUAGGGACCGACGACAACUGCUGCAGCCGUAACCUUCUACCUUCGGAACUACCAAAAAACCCAAACCAUCGCCAUGUCCGAAAACGCGGCCCCAGGAAGCGCAAACAAUACGGGCGCAGACAGCUCGCGCGGAAUGCCUUACUACGAGAGACUGCGACGCGACUUGCGCGAAUCGCUCAACAAGAAGCGCUUGAUCGACAACAGUCUUCUACAACUAGAGGACAACAUCCUCCGAGUCGAGACGCAGUACCUCGAAGAGACGAGCGCCGGAAACAUCAUCAAGGGCUUCGACAACUACAUCAAGGGAGCGGCGACUACCACAACAGCAGGAGGAGCCGGCACCGCGACCAGACGGAAAGCGCCCAUCAGUGAUGCAGACCGGAUAUUCAGUCGGAGCUCUACAAGCUUCUUGAGGGAAUCGUCAACACCGGGCUCUGCGACGCCAUCGCACGCUCCUACACCAACUUCGUCCUUCCCUACGCGCGAAUCGAGCCAACCCACAAACGGUGCGAGGCCAGGAGGAAGCAAAAAGAAGAAGGCAGCGGACGACGAAGACGAAGACGGCAACAAGACGAAGCGACAAAAGAUUUCCUACGGACGCGAGUGAGCACCCGAUCCAAGACGCCGACAUCGCCCGCUUCGAAAGCGGUGGGAUACAAGAGCCCUGAAAUUACAAAAGAGUACCAAAGUUUCUCCUAGCGAGCAAUUUGUUCGAGGACGAUUGCGCGUCCUAUGGGUCCCGCGACACAGAAUCUAACAGACCUACCAACAAGAUAGGAAGGUACAAAAGCAUCGGUUAGGCAG